This is a messenger RNA of Dromiciops gliroides (monito del monte), 2411 nucleotides long. RefSeq names its product cell division cycle associated 5 (gene CDCA5). The record is from RefSeq and is a predicted model, not a curated record. The coding region runs from base 72 to 1166 and encodes 364 amino acids. NCBI's taxonomy places the organism in Eukaryota, Metazoa, Chordata, Mammalia, Microbiotheria, Microbiotheriidae. The transcript is spliced from 8 exons.
UCCGGGGCUAUGCGCGUGCGCACUGAGUGAAGGCGGAGCCGAACCCAGCGGCCUCGCCCCCUUCUCCCAGAAUGCUCUUUCGGCGUCACUUCCGACUUGGCGGGGUAUUCGAACGUCCCGCGCCUUCCGCGGCCGACAGUGGUUUUGUUUCGGCGCGCGAGCAGCUCGAGAUGUCGGCGAGACGGAGCCGGAGCCGCAGCCGCUCCGGGGCCGCGGGGGAGCGGGGCGGCAGCGAGGCGAGGCCCUCCGACCCCGCGUCCCCGCCUCCUCCUGCUCCCGGACUGCGGAGGUCCCAGCGGAAAUCCGGCUCGGCGCCCGAAGGCCCUCCCCAGAUCCAGUCCCGCCUUCCCCCACCUGCCGCGCCUUCCACCCUUACUGACCAGCCCCUGACCCCUUCUGCCGUCCAGCCUUCUACCCCGGCCCCUCGGAAGACCAUCGCCCUGAGGAAGAUCGUACCCCCGACCACUGAGGUCUCCAGCCCCGCGGUCCAGAAACGCGCCGGUCCGCAGACCCCCGAGGCAGCGCCCCCUGGAGCCAGAAAGCCCCUUACAGGGAAGAAGCUGGUGGCCAGGACCAAUGAGACCCCCUCCUCUCAGGGCCGAAAGUCCGAAGCCAAAAAGAAGGUGUCCCCGUAUACAAAGAUUACACUGCUGGAGAAGGAGAACGCUCCCCCUCUACAGGAAAGUGCCCUCCCCCGUGAAGAUGGCUCUCUCUUCAGCCCAGGCCCAGCUCUGGAAAUGACCACCACAGUGCUAGGCCCUCUGAGCCCCAGUGCCGGCACCAGACCCAGCCUCAUGGAUGCCAGGGAUCUGGAGAUGUCCAAGAAGGUUCGGCGUUCUUACAGCCGGCUUGACGAUCUCGGCUCUGGCUCCACCUCAACGCCGAACUAUCGCCGCCGCUCCUUCUUUGGCUUUGAAAGGCUGCUCUUGGGAGAGGAGCUGGAGAACGUCUCCCCCGUGGGGAAGAAGGAGUUGAAAAGCCAAGCGGUCGCCCCCAUAGCGGAGCCCUGGGGGCCAGAUUCCACCCUCCCUGGCAUCACCAUGACCAAGGAGAAGCGCCGCAAGAGGAAGGUGCCCGAGAUCUUGAAAUCGGAGCUCGAUGAGUGGGCUGCGGCCAUGAAUGCCCAGUUUGAGGCUGCCGAGAAGUUUGAUCUCCUGGUGGAGUGAGGUAGAUGAAGAGGGGAUCUCUGGACUGGACUGCGCCCUCCCUGUACAUAGCAUCCCUCCCCUCUUCCCCCGCUCCUAGGAACCCAGACUGCUGUCGUUGACUGCCUUCGUCGCCCCGUGGGGACACGCGCCUUCUGCUGCUGGCUCUCGCCUUCUGGCUGCCCCUGGACUUUCUUUGUCAGUGGGGGGCCUGGCGGGGGGCGGGGGGGGGCAAUCGUUGGACUGCCAUGCUAACCUCUUGUUUUGCUUAGCUGCCACCACGUGGACCGGGUCCUGAGGAGCCUCAUUACCCCCUUCCCAGGUCUUAUCCAGGAAGAAUAAACGUGGCAUUUGGAAAACAUGAAAGUGAUGGGAGGCUCUGGGAAGCGAGCCCUGGGGGGCCUGCUGCUCAUCCCUGCGGCUGCACUCAGUGUCUCCCGCUCCUCAGCUACCUUUCCUAUGGUCCCGACCAGUUUCCCUGGGGGUGGGGAGGCCUUGCCGUUGUCCCUAGGAGGUAGGAACAGGUCCCACAGCUGAGCCACUCCCCGCGGGGGACCAGGCUGCUGAGGUCAACAGGCACACCUUUGGUGGGGACGUGGCUUGGUCUCCAUAGGCCCAGCCCUCCGGACAGAUGGGUUGGGUUGAGGUCAAUUGCCCCUCUUGGAUGAACCUCCCAAGGGAAGGUUUGAAGAGAGGGAGGGCCUUGGGACUGGGUGGUGAGCUCCUUCCAGGCCACAGCUAGUGUCCCAGGAGCAGAAGGGGGACUGCUGAGCUCACUGGCCUGUUCUGUCAGGUGCCCGAGGGAGGAGGGUGGGGGUGACUGCUUUCUCCACCUGACCACCAGGCGGCACUGCCUGCCCUUCCACCUGGUGACCUUAUAGCAUCAGCCUAGGCCAGUGGGGUCAAACUCAACCAGAAACAUCCAAAUCGACGUUACUGAUGUUUUAUCUUUUAAGUGUUUCUCAAUUUAUUUUAAUCACAUGCAGUUUUGUGAUGCCUGCCAAAGCCAAGGAUGGCCAGAGGCACCAAGGCCACCUUAGCUGUGGCUCAGCUGCUCACCACAUCGUUUUCUCCUGUCCCUGGGACCUAGGUCAAGCAUCACUGGCUUAUAGAGGGGACCAUCAAGCACAUGGAGAUGCAGACCAUGAGUGCCCGGGCCAGAGGCAACAAGCAUCAUUUAGAGACCCCAUCAAUAGGAAGGGCUUCCCUCUUCCCCAAUGGGCUCCGUGUUGUAAUUGUUGGGAGAUGGUGGAGGUUUUGUUUUAA